Varanus komodoensis (Komodo dragon) is the source of this 2964-nucleotide messenger RNA. It is a transcript of the gene RNF144B, whose product is annotated as ring finger protein 144B. Gene Ontology annotation, cellular component: mitochondrial membrane; cytoplasm; ubiquitin ligase complex. The transcript is spliced from 10 exons. NCBI's taxonomy places the organism in Eukaryota, Metazoa, Chordata, Lepidosauria, Squamata, Varanidae. The record is from RefSeq and is a predicted model, not a curated record. Bases 497 to 1408 code for a protein of 303 amino acids. Gene Ontology annotation, biological process: positive regulation of proteasomal ubiquitin-dependent protein catabolic process; protein polyubiquitination; ubiquitin-dependent protein catabolic process. Gene Ontology annotation, molecular function: zinc ion binding; ubiquitin protein ligase activity; ubiquitin conjugating enzyme binding.
AUUUUUCAGAGUGACGAGAGGCUUGAACGAUGAGUUCUCUUUUAGAUCUGUAAUGUGUAAAGCUUGCAGAUGCUGGAAGAAGGCAGGAAAAAUGAAAUAUGUUUCUUUAGACUCUGUGCUUUUUCACUAGUCGUGACAUGUCUUGGGAGCACUGAAGUGUGAGUGAAGCUACUGGAGAUUCAACCGUCUGGGAGUAUAUCCUGAGCUCCUUUGGUAAGAUGAAAAAGCUCUGCUAGCCAAUGAUCUUAUUGAGGAAUCCCUAACAAGCUUCUGAGCAACUGGGGUUUUGGCGUCAUGUUUUACAGCAUGACGUAAAACAGAUGAAGAUGUCCUAGAACUAGCAAAAGAAAAGAAAAGAAAAACUGAACCAAACCAAACCGAACCUUGUUUGGAAGCACCCUUGAUGGCAGAAAAACGCUAUACUGCAGCUUUCUACCCACCUCCUUCUUUUUUGAGUUAGUUGUGCCUUCUUGCUGAGAGUUGGUGGGCUAAGUUGAUGGCCUCUCUUGGUAAGAUCUGCUAUCACACCAUGACAACUGGAAUAUCAGAAGUUGGUGAAUUAUCCUUAGAACCCUUGGUCACUUGCAAACUGUGCCUAUCUGAAUAUUCAUUGGAUAAGAUGACCACUCUCCAAGAGUGCAGCUGUAUCUUUUGUACAACGUGCCUAAAACAAUAUAUGCAAUUGGCCAUCCGUGAGGGUUGUGGUUCUCCCAUCACUUGUCCGGAUAUGGUGUGCUUAAGUCGUGGGACACUGCAAGAAGCAGAGAUCUCCAGUUUGGUACCCACUGAUCAAUUCCAGUUAUACCAGAGGUUAAAAUUUGAAAGAGAAGUACAUUUGGAUCCACUCAGAACCUGGUGCCCCUCUGCUGAGUGUCAGACUGUGUGCCAAAUUGAACCAAGUGAAUCUGGAUUACCAGUGCCUGUAAAAUGCCAAGCUUGCUACUUGACAUUCUGUUCAUCAUGCAAAGAACCUUGGCAUCUGGAGAGAUCGUGUUUGGAAAGCCAUCUUAUCAUGGUACCAAAUGAGCAAGGAGCACUUAUCAGGACUGAAACAGAAGCUCCAAUUAAGCAGUGCCCAAUUUGCCGUAUUUAUAUUGAGCGGAAUGAAGGCUGUGCUCAGAUGAUGUGUAAGAACUGCAAGCACACAUUUUGCUGGUACUGUUUACAAAACCUGGAUAAUGACAUCUUCCUAAGACAUUAUGACAAAGGUCCCUGCCGAAACAAACUGGGCCAUUCCCGUGCUUCAGUCAUGUGGAAUAGGACACAGGUUGUUGGGAUCCUGGUGGGUCUGGGUAUCAUUGCUGUGGUGACAUCUCCCUUGCUGCUGCUUGCCUCACCAUGCAUCAUCUGUUGUGUUUGUAAAUCCUGCCGAGGCAAGAAAAAGAAACAUGACCCACCGACUACCUAGAGUUUUCUUCCUAUUGGAAGUGAAUAUCUACAUCGUAUAUGUGAAGAAGAAGACCAGAAGGCUGAUCUUUUAUGUCAAGGCUUUCCCAAUCAAUUCUCCUUCUCUUUGCCAAAUUCUGCAAGAAGUGCCUACAGGACACCUUGUUGUUUGCAGGUUGCAGUUCAGCAAUGGGAUGGAUGUCUGUUAUAUUCUGGGUUCAGUUCUUCUUUUUUAAGUAUGCAGGGAUUUUAAGGAACUUUAAGGUUCUUUGAAAUAAUGCACCUCUAUCUGAAUCUUGCAGGUGAAGCUAUUUUUUCCCUCCUAAUUCUGGAUGUGUAUCAGUUUUAGAGCACUUUAAGCUUGCAUUGUCUGAGGCAGUCCUUCAGUUAAAUGAGGGAAUAUAGGGAAUGGUUCAGCCCCAUUUUAAUAAAUCUUUGGGCAUUGCAACUUUAACUUCCCAGAGCCAGAGUGAAGGAACACAAUAUUAUUACUAACAGUUACUAAAUAAAACAACUGUGCCUAAAAAGGUAGAAACAAAUAGAAAUAGUAAAUAUACCUUAAUGGAUAUGGGAUGUAAUUUGCAAUUGCUAAAAGUCCAGGGAAGAAUAACUAAUAGCAUUUGCCUUAGUCCAGCCUCAGAAACAAAUUAAGCCGUUACUGCAAGAACAAGUAUAAUGUACCACACAAAUAUUACUCCUUGAUUAGUACUUGGGUUUAAACUAAUAUCAAGCAUUUUGGAAAGCACAACUAGUCCAUCUGUGGCACUGGUACAAGAAGUUGCAAAUACCAUGACGUUUUCAGAGUAUGCAUCAUUGGGCCUGUUCUGCUCUCGUUCUUUCCUGCAUUGUACUACUGCUACAUCUUCAGGCACAAUUGGCUGCAUACAUAUUGCAGUGGUGCUGCAGGUCCACCCAGACUUUGGGUUUCACUUAAGGCAACUUCUGUUUCAUUUGCCAAGAGCUUUGGUUGUCACUGUUGUAAACUAGGUUUUCAGUAUACAUUUGAUACUUUUGUGCAAAUUCUAAAAAAGGCAUGCCAGUGAGUUGCUUAGGUCUAUUAAUGGGCCAAUCUUGCCAAAACAAAUAUAUCUGCAUUACAUUAUUUCAUAGCAUUGGUUAAGAACUGUUAAAUUUCAUGUGCAUCUCAGAGCAAAUCACACAGUAAUGAGUGCAACCUUUCAGUUGAAUUGACAGUAAAGUUCAUUGUCCUAGAGGACAAGCCAGAACAGCAUUGUAAUCAAACAAGGAGCUGCAUGAUCUGAAAAAUACCAGAACAGGUCAAAUGGUAGUGUGGUAGGGAAAAGAGACCCAUUGCCUCAAGUCCCUAGCCUACAAGAUUGCACAAGAGCAAUUAUUUUCAAUUCCAGCACUGCAAAACUGAUCUUUUUCUUUCUUAUUCUUUGGAAAAUACCGGCAUUGUAUAAACUGUUCUUUCUUGAACAGUUCAUGGUUAUGUACCCUCCUGCCUGCAGCUUUUGACUGGCUUUUAUAGCUAGUUGUGGCCUUGUUUUGUUCUGUAUUGAAUAAUAUACUGGUAGAGUAUUGAUAUAAAUAAAUUUACUGCUUCAGGAAAAGCCA